Frieseomelitta varia is the source of this 1474-nucleotide messenger RNA. It is a transcript of the gene Creld, whose product is annotated as cysteine-rich with EGF-like domain protein 2. The transcript is spliced from 4 exons. Gene Ontology annotation, molecular function: calcium ion binding. Bases 278 to 1417 code for a protein of 379 amino acids. Lineage: Eukaryota; Metazoa; Arthropoda; Insecta; Hymenoptera; Apidae. The record is from RefSeq and is a predicted model, not a curated record.
AAAAUCAACGUGUCAGUUUUAUAUUGAUUGAAAACGCGCAUGUUCAGUUACGAAAUAUUUAUUGUAUUAUUUUACGUGGUACUGUUUAUCUGAAAAAUUCGGACUAUUAUAAUCAUUUAUAUAUUGGCUAUAAUUGAAAUGUUUAAUGAAGUAAUGAUCUAUAAAACGCUAUAAAAUAAAUUAUACAAAUAUUGCGACUUAUAUUUAAGAGUAAUUAUUCAUUAGUCUUUAAGUAAAUGCUGGUGUAAAGUAGUGACCGGUACGUCCCAGUAGAAUAAUGCGAAAAACCAAUGUUAUCUCUUUUCUUUUCUUAAGCUUGUUUAUUUUACUUUAUAUGUCUGCUUCUGUAAAGUGCGACAAAGCACCUUCAAGUGAAGAACUCAAAGCUCAAAAAUUUCCUCCGUGCGCGGCUUGCAAGAUUUUAGUCAAUAGUUUUAAGAACGGUAUAGAAAGGACUAGCCGUGAAAAAUUUGAUGGUGGUGAUAGUGCAUGGGAGGAAGAUAAAUUAGGUUCAUAUUCAAAAAGUGAAACUAGAUUAAUAGAAAUACAAGAGCAUUUAUGUGAGGAAGUAGAACGUGGUAAAACACAAUGUCAGUCCUUAGCUGAAGAAUUAGAAAAUAAAAUAGAAGAUUGGUGGUUUAAUCAUCAGCAGGCAUACCCAGAUAUUUAUAAUUAUAUAUGUAUUGAACAACUAGAAUCUUGUUGUCCAAAAGACCAUUUUGGUCCAGAAUGUAAACCAUGUCCAGGUUUUCCAGAUAAGAUUUGCAAUAACAAUGGUAAAUGCAAAGGAGCAGGCACUAGAAAAGGAAAUGGUAAAUGCUUGUGUGAUAGAGGCUAUGAAGGAGAUGAUUGUUCUGAAUGUGCAGUUGGAUUUUAUGAAUCCUACAAAGAUGAAAAUAAAUUACUUUGUUCUCAAUGUCAUAAUGCCUGUGAUGGAUCCUGUAAAGGACCAGGACCAAAAAAUUGUGAAAAAUGUAUAAAAGGAUGGCAUAUGAUAGAUGGACAAGGUUGCUUUGAUAUUGAUGAAUGCAUAAAAAGUAAUGAAUAUUGUCUUGGGAAUCAAUUUUGUAUUAAUAAGGAAGGAGGAUAUACAUGUUUAAAUUGUGAUAAGGCUUGCAAUGGGUGCACAGGUGAUGGACCAGAUAUGUGUAUAAAAUGUGCAGAGGGAUACCGCAAAAAAAACAAUUUUUGUAUAAAUUCUGAUUUAUUGGGUCGUAAACAACAAGAGAAUAUUGCAAGAUAUGCUACAUAUUUUGGUCUGUGUAUUGCCACAUGCAUUAUCUUCCAGCGAAAUAUUUAUAUAGCAAGUGUAAUUGGAUUAUUAGUUGGAAUAUACAUAUCUGUUUCAGAGUAUAUGAUAGCUCAUAGUAAUGUUCAAGAUACAACAGCAAAUAUAGAUAUUUUAGGACCAGCAUAAAUAAUAUAUGUAUAAUAUUAUUCAUAAUAUUUUAAUAAAUUAUAAUAUUUUAAACUU